This is a messenger RNA of Recurvomyces mirabilis, 747 nucleotides long. RefSeq lists its product as uncharacterized. The coding region runs from base 1 to 747 and encodes 248 amino acids. Lineage: Eukaryota; Fungi; Ascomycota; Dothideomycetes; Mycosphaerellales; Teratosphaeriaceae. The transcript is spliced from 2 exons. The record is from RefSeq and is a predicted model, not a curated record.
AUGGCUCUAAUCAAUUUCACAUGUCCUAACGAGCUUUCGCCACCUACAGACGCAUGCCAUAUCUUGCUCAAAGAGAACGCAGCACCUCCACAGCAAGCUCCUGUCCAGGCGACUAAUGUGACCUCUGCCACCAAUGCCGGCCCACGCAAGGGGAGCGCCAUAUCCUACCCAGCCAUACCAUCAAAGACCACUGACGAGCACCUCUCGUCUCAAGUCCGGGACUCUGCUCUCCAAGCAUCUCCACAACCCACGACCUCCGCACCAGCAAACAUUGGCCGACGUCGAGCAGCUGGCCUCUCGACACGCCUCGCCAGCACACCGCCCCGCCCAUCACGGUGGCAACAAAUUGGCGACAUCUUCCUCCAGAAUCCGACUUCACCGUCUUCAACUUCCCAGAACAAUGAUGAGAGAUCAAGAAUCGAUGAUUCGCCCCUUGAGAGUACGUCUGAGAGAGCUGCUACGAGGAGACUGCAGUCGGAGUCCAAGCACCGGGCCCUCUGGGACGACAAUGUCUUAGCCGAGACCUCAUUCACACCGGCUCGUCUACUCGGGCUCAUAAUAGACCCAGCGCCAUCACACGGCCAGCUUCCAAGAUCCGCUCAACGGUUGACGCCUCAGCCCAUGCCUACUAAGGAGGCGAUCGAUGCCUGGCUCACCUCGACCGAGAAUGCGUCUGACACUUCAUCAGAUGAAUGGACAGGCGAUGAAGACUUCCUACCUCGAUCAGCCCGGGCGCGACAUCGUUAG